CACUCGGCUAUGACACUAGCACUGCAAAACUUUGAACCUUUCCUGUGAAAAAAAAAAAAAAAAAAAAAGCGAGAUAAAGAUUAAAAAGAAGGGGAAAACCAAAAAUAUGGUUGUUAUUACUUUGUAGCAAUAUACUAUCUGUUACAAUGUCUGUUUCCAAAGAUUACAUAGUUCCUGAUCUUUACUGCAAUGAAUCAGCCGAAGAUGUUGUUCAUUCCUCGGAUGCUAACAUUUCUGUCCAACAUUUUCAUGAAAAUUUGGAUUUAUCGUCUGAUGAAGAGAGUUCCAUUGAUGUUGCCUUUGAUUCCGAGGUUGAUCAGUUUCUGGAUUAUUCAGAAUUGAAACGAAGAUUCUGCAGCAGUUCUGGUUCUGUCACUUCUCGAAUUGAAGUAGUAAACUGGAUGCUAAAGGUCCAUUCUUACUACAAUUUUAGGCCUGAAACUGCAUAUCUCUCUGUCAACUAUUUGGAUCGUUUCCUUCUGUCUCAUAGCUUGCCACAAGGGAAAGGAUGGUCUUUGCAGCUGUUAUCUGUUGCUUGCCUUGCUCUGGCUGCUAAAAUGGAGGAAAUAAGUGUCCCAUUUCUAUUAGACUUGCAGAUAAUGGAACCCAGAUUCAUGUUUAAGCCAAAAACAGUUCAAAGAAUGGAACUCAUGGUUCUGAGCACUCUCAAAUGGAGAUUACGCCCAAUAACACCUUUUGAUUUCCUCCAUUAUUUCAUUGCUAAGCUUGAAGGUUUUGGUAAUUUCCGUUCUGAAAGCUACAACAAUGUCAUUUCUCAAGCCUCGGAUAUCAUUUUAAGAACAUGUCGAGUUAUGGACUUUCUUGAUUACCCACCUUCAGCAAUAGCGGCAGCUUCUGUGCUGUGCUUGACUGAUCAAUAUGUUGACCAGAUAUCAGGAGGCUUCCACCAGAGAGUGAGCAGAGAAAGGCUGAGAAAAUGCUACAGCCUCAUGAAGCAGAAAAUUAGCCUAUUUUCACACACCAGAAAACAAAUAAUAUUGCAGGCAGUACGACCAAGCCCUGUUGUUGUUAUGGUUGAUGGUGAUGCUAUUGGUGGAAGCUGCAAUGCUCCCAAAGAUUGGGGUGACCAAAACUUGAAGCCAAGACAAAGCUCACUGCUCAACAAGUGCUGAAAAACGAAAAAGGAAAAUAAAAAUAUAACCAAAAAAAAAAACCAUUGCUUUCCCAAUUUCCAAUUUGAUUCUUGAUUUUAUUUUAAUCUUUUUUGUGUGCAUGUGUGAUUUUAAAGGGUGAUUGUGAGGAUUUUUUUUACCCCCUUCUUUUUAUGCUGUUUGACAUGGAUUUGGGGGGUUAUUCAAUCUUUCUUGUAAACAAUUUGUAAAAACAAAAAAUUUUGAAAAUUUAGCAACGUUUGUGUGAA
Molecule: messenger RNA, 1381 nt
Organism: Ziziphus jujuba (common jujube)
Lineage: Eukaryota; Viridiplantae; Streptophyta; Magnoliopsida; Rosales; Rhamnaceae
Product: cyclin-D1-1
Exons: 5
Coding region: 147-1133 (328 amino acids)
Biological process (GO): mitotic cell cycle phase transition; regulation of cyclin-dependent protein serine/threonine kinase activity
Cellular component (GO): cyclin-dependent protein kinase holoenzyme complex; nucleus; cytoplasm
Molecular function (GO): cyclin-dependent protein serine/threonine kinase regulator activity
Source: RefSeq, a predicted model, not a curated record